AUGAUUGAAAGAAAAUCUAUUUAUAGACCAGAGCUGAACCACAAGGACUCUGCUCAGGAGAGUGUCAUUAAACGAGAUAUCCAUCGUACAUAUCCAGCACAUGAUUACUUCAAAGAUACAGAAGGAGAUGGUCAGGAAUCUCUGUACAAAAUCUGUAAGGCCUACUCUGUGUAUGAUGAGGACAUUGGCUACUGCCAGGGACAGUCUUUCCUUGCAGCUGUGCUUCUACUUCAUAUGCCAGAGGAACAGGCAUUCUGUGUAUUUGUGAAAAUAAUGUAUGACUAUGGCUUGAGGGACCUCUACAGAAAUAACUUCGAAGAUCUCCAUUGCAAAUUCUUCCAGCUGGAGAAGUUAAUGCAGGAGCAGUUGCCAGACCUGCACAGCCAUUUCUCAGACCUCAAUCUGGAAGCUCAUAUGUAUGCAUCCCAGUGGUUCCUCACUCUCUUCACUGCCAAGUUUCCACUCUGCAUGGUCUUCCACAUCAUUGACUUACUACUUUGUGAGGGUAUGAACAUAAUCUUCCACGUAGCUUUGGCUCUCUUAAAG
Molecule: messenger RNA, 546 nt
Organism: Acanthisitta chloris (rifleman)
Lineage: Eukaryota; Metazoa; Chordata; Aves; Passeriformes; Acanthisittidae
Gene: RABGAP1L
Product: RAB GTPase activating protein 1-like
Exons: 6
Source: RefSeq, a predicted model, not a curated record